Aedes albopictus (Asian tiger mosquito) is the source of this 2086-nucleotide messenger RNA. RefSeq names its product angiopoietin-2. The transcript is spliced from 6 exons. Lineage: Eukaryota; Metazoa; Arthropoda; Insecta; Diptera; Culicidae. The record is from RefSeq and is a predicted model, not a curated record. The coding region runs from base 101 to 1948 and encodes 615 amino acids.
ACAGCAUCUACAUCGCAUUAGUUCGAUUGCAACGUUCAAGCGGGAAAGAUCGUUUUUGGUUUCGUUUAGUUUAUGUAGAUGGGAGUUUUAUCAGAAAGAGAUGGAACAUUAUUCGUGUACAUCUAUCAUGUUUCUGAGAAAUGGAUCAAGAGUUCUAUGUAUUGUAGUGUUUUCGCUAAGCGUGCUAUGUGGAAUUAGCGCACUGUCAGUCAAUGAUGCUGGGGACAAUAAAUUAUCAAGUGAUGAUCUCAGAAAGCAGCUGCAAGAUGUUAAAGCACAUUUGGAGAAAUUCAAUACGCACUAUCUUAUGAACUUGGAACAGCGAAUGCUGAACGUCUUAACAACGAUGACCAGCCUAGAUAGCAAUGUAAAAAUGCUUCAGGAAAAAUCUCAAAUUUGGGACGUGUUUCAGCACCACAUCGGUGCAUGGACCGAACAUAUGAAAUCUGUUGAUCAUAAGCUGGAUUUAAUUAGAAAAAGCCAGGAAAGUACUCCUCAUCCGCUAGAAACUAAACUAUCUAAUCUGGAUUUCAAAAUUCAACACAUUUUCGAUAAGGUAGAUAUCGUAAAUGAAAAGCUUCAUGACAUUACCAAAACUGUGUACGCAUUGUCGAGUUCUUAUCGUGCACGUCGAAAUGAUCACAACGAAGCACACGAUCAAAGUGCAGUGAUGACUAAAAUUAGUAACCUUCAGAAGCAAUUGAACCGCUUGGAACUGAGUUCUGCAAAUUGCCCUAAAAAGAACGGCAACGGUAAUGGCAAGGCGAAGAAAGAAGUGCAAGAAUUCGACGAUGAGUUGGAUGAUUUUCUGGACAAACUUGCUACAAAGAAAUUGAAAGACAUAGCAGCCAGCCGAAAAAACUCACGUUCUCUGGAGAGUUUGUCGAAUGUCAUCCGUUCUGUUGAUGAGCGAACGACUAGGAUCUACGAUUUGGAAGCCAACCAGUUUGAACAAAUCUUAAGCUGCUGUAAACGAACUGAUCAUGAGAUCACAACAUUUACCAACAGUGCGGACAUUCUGUUGAAACGUAUCGAACGUUUGGUUAUAAGCGUGGAUGAUAAAAUCGAGAAUAGAAACAAGUUGCAAUGCCAACGUCGUAACGAUCCAUCAAUCGCGGGGAAUAAUCUUGAUGUUACAACCGACAGGAUUGAAGAUAUAAUUUCCACUACGACAGAUAAUGAUUAUAGCGUCUCAAAGCUUGCCUUGGACGAAAGUGAAAUUGAAGUGGAUUUUCAUCAACCGGACAAGCAAGGAUGUCAUCAGUUGACUGUCCGAGAGGAUGGCGUUUAUACCUUCGGAUUAAUUGAACUGAAUGAAGCAAAUCGGGAUAUCAACAGACGCUACUGUAAAUUCGCCACAGAUGGUACAGCUUGGACAGUUAUCCAGCGACGGGAACUUACUGAUCUACAGGAGAACUUCAACCGAUCUUGGAGCGAGUAUAAGAACGGUUUUGGCGAUUUGAGCAAUGAGUUUUGGUUUGGAAACAAUUUCAUUCAUAUGCUAACAUACGAUGACAACGUUGAAUUGAGAAUUGAACUGUUUGAUUUUGAUGGAAAUUUUGCCUAUGCCGAAUAUAAGACAUUUAGAAUCGAUACCGAGCAAUUCAACUUUAAUUUGAUGGUCUCUGAUUACCAAGGCAACGCGUCGGACGCGAUGAGCUACCACCACGAUCAAGACUUCAGCACAUACGAUCACUCAAAUGAUAAAUCAAGUGGAUCAUUUCCGUGUGCCUUAACGUAUGGUAGUGGAUGGUGGUUUAAUAGUUGCGCUGAAUCUAACCUCAAUGGAAUCUAUUAUGCUGAAAACCCAAGAUCGCACAAAUCCACUGGAAUCCUAUGGGAGCCUUGGCUGGGAGAUUAUUCGCUCAAGUCAACCAUUAUGAUGAUUCGCCCGAGAGACAUGUGGAAUACUGAAGACGAAAGCGUUCCAUCACCGCAGGACCCUUAGGCCUUAACUUGAAAUCUUAAGAUCAGAAAAGUAUGAAUACGUUUUUGUUGGUCGGGUAGAAAGAAAGAAAACAUUUGUUGCCAAAGAGAGUUUUGUCUAUAUAAACGUAGAUGCAAAUAAAUACGAUUGUUAACAAAA